AUGGGAACUUAACGAUACCUAAUUUAUAAAGCUGUAACUUAAUAAUAUUGGUUGAUACCAAUUUUAUUAGAACUUAUAGUAUUUUAAUCGAAAGCUAAGAAAAGUGAUAGAUUCAUAAAGUUUCUAAAAUCAAUGGAAAUAAUCAAAGCAACAAAAACAUCUCCAAAAGAAAACAGAAUUUUUAUAAAACAAAGAAAAGGAUUUAAAUUAAUAUGCACUUAAAUUUGGCUUAAUAAUAUAUACUGUAUUUGUUUUUGGGGAAAAUACUUUAUUUAAUACAAUUAAUUGAUUUUUGCCUUUGAGACUUUGGUUGAAUAAUUUAAAUUAGUUGGAAUUGUAUUUUUGAGCAGAUUUUAACUAAACUUUGUAAAUAUUUUUAUUAUUUAUUACUAAUAGAAAAAAAAUAGAGAAAUAAUAUAAUAUGUGGCAAAGGUAUUGUUUUAAAACAAAUUUAGAAACCAUCUCAUGAAGAUGUUGAAAAAUAUCAUUAAGUUUACCUUUUAUCUGUUAAAGACCUUUGUGAUCAAUGCAAAGGGCAUUUCAUUGUAAAUAUUUUGAAUUUUUAAUUUAUAUAAAUAAAUUAAUAGAGAGUCAAGUAAAUUUAUGUAUAAUUCUAUCUUAAAUUAAUUUAUAUUAUAAAUUAAAAGCUGUUUAAACUAGAUUUUUAUGAAUGA
Paramecium sonneborni is the source of this 674-nucleotide messenger RNA. NCBI's taxonomy places the organism in Eukaryota, Ciliophora, Oligohymenophorea, Peniculida, Parameciidae. The record is from the annotation of a GenBank genome assembly.